Sordaria macrospora k-hell is the source of this 1746-nucleotide messenger RNA. RefSeq lists its product as uncharacterized. Gene Ontology annotation, cellular component: membrane. The record is from RefSeq and is a predicted model, not a curated record. Gene Ontology annotation, biological process: transmembrane transport. Gene Ontology annotation, molecular function: transmembrane transporter activity. NCBI's taxonomy places the organism in Eukaryota, Fungi, Ascomycota, Sordariomycetes, Sordariales, Sordariaceae.
AUGGCCGCCGACGAGACAACGCCACUGCUCCCAAAUGGGACAGUUGACGCUAACAAUUCUCAAUCAUCAUCACCAAACACCGAUAGCGAAAUCGCCAACACCAUCGAAAACCAUCACGAUGUCAACAAUAACAAGAAAUCACAAUGGACACUCAACCCCCUCACCCUCCUCACCCGCCUACACGUCGAAACCCGCAUCCUCCUCGCCGCCUUCCUAAUAACCACCUCCUUCUCCUUCACCCAAGUUCCCAUCUUCUACGUCUUCUAUCUUAUGGAAUGCGACGACUUCUACACCCGUCACCCGCCCUACACCGGCACCGGCGACCGCUGCAGCCGCAACGAAAUCGCCGCCGGAACCGCCACCGACUUCUCUUUCCUGGCAAUGAGCACCACCAUCUGCGGCACCGUCAACCUCUUUUUCGCCGGCUGGCUGGUCAAGAAAAUCGGUCCUCGCUUGGCGCUCAUGGCCCAGGUUUUGGUACCCGCCAUCCGCGUGUUGACGCAAAUUCUGGGUGUCUUGGCCGGCGGCAGGUCGGGGAUCGUAAUUUUUCAGGCGACGCAGUUGAUCACCGUCUUGGGCGGGCCGGUGGGUUAUAUCCUCAUCAUCAACAUCAUUGUCGGCGAAGUGGUUUCGCCAGCGAGAAGGACUCCGGUUUUUGGCAUGUUGCAGGGGUGUUUCAUGCUCGGCCAGGCGGUGGGUUACUUGACAGGCGGCAUGAUUGGUGAUGCCUGGGGAAUACGGAGGCCGUUCGAGGUGGCGUUUGUUGCGUUUUUGAUCUCAACAGUCUAUGUGCAGUUGGCGCUACCGUACGUCAGCCCGGAGAGCAUGUCCGGCGGCAAGAAAACCGGGCCGCAAGCGAAGGGGAUUGCGGGCUUUUUUGCGCCGUUGAAGGUCUUGGCGCCGCAGAGGGUGAGACUGGGAAGUGGGAAGACGGUUAAGCACAUGGGUGUGCUGAUUUUGUGCACGGGUGUGUUUUUGGGUGUGCUGGCGACGGACUUUGCGGCUAUGCUUAUCCAGAUGUAUGCCACGGCUGUCUUUGAGUUCCACCAGAGCGACAAUGGCUGGCUUAUGUCUGAGUUUGCCAUGAUGCGGGCUGUCUUCUUGAUUGUCCUCUUCCCGCGCAUUAUCUCGUACGGUCGGAAAUGGUACGCGAAGCGACAGUCCCAACGCCGGCCGCGCCGCGAGUCCAUCUCCGAUGCAAGGGAUCCAGCUACUCAAGGUCUGCUCAUCCAACCCGAGCAACUGGAGGCUCCGAUGGGUACUCACGCUGAAGAAGAGCCCAUGAUGACACAGCCACCGACCGAGACGGAGGAUACGCACUUUGAUCUCUUUUUCCUCCGUUGGAGCUUGGUGGCUGAUGGGUUGUUAACUUGUUGCACUGCGUUGGCAACCAAGAAGUGGCAUAUCUACCUGGCUGCGGCUAUGCUUCCGUUUGCCAGUGGUACCGCGCCGGCCGCCAAGGGUGUGAUGACAGAGAUGUGCUCGCCUUCACAAAGGGCUGAUGCGCUCAAUGCGUUGACCCUGGUGGAGAACAUUGGCAGGUUGGCAACGCAGGGCUUCUUUGGGUUUGUCUUUGCUGCGUUAGCAGAGGCCGGGAAGCCUCAUUUGACAUUUUAUUGCAAUGCUAUUCUUGCCAUGAUCGCCGCGAGUGUCCUGAUCUUCUCCCGCUUCCCACCAAAUGGGAGCGAGUUGAUUGAGGCCGACGGUGCAGAAGAGCACGUCAAUGGAACCAGUGGAAGCGAAUGA